AUGCGCUCUCUUCGGCACAUUGCAAGGCACUUGUGCAUCGGGCGACCCGGGUUCGGCAAGGCGCUUGUGCAUCGGGCGACCCGGGUUCGGCAAGGCGCUUGUGCAUCGGGCGACCCGGGUUCGGCAAGGCGCUUGUGCAUCGGGCGACCCGGGUUCGGCAAGGCGCUUGUGCAUCGGGCGACCCAGGUUCAUGUGAAAAUGGCAGACGAAGCUGUGUGUGUUGGACCUGCCCCUACCAGUCAAAGUUACCUGAACAUGGAUGCUAUCAUGAUAGCCAUCCAGCAGACUGGAGCUCAAGCUGUUCACCCAGGCUAUGGAUUUCUGUCUGAAAACAAAGAGUUUGCCCGGAGACUAGCUGCAGGAGGAGUAACCUUCAUUGGUCCUGACACAUAUGCCAUCCAGGCCAUGGGGGAUAAGAUUGAAAGCAAACUUAUUGCCAAAACUGCAAAAGUCAACACCAUCCCAGGAUUUGAUGGUGUGGUCAAGGAUGCAGAGGAGGCUGUGAAAAUUGCAGCAGAGAUAGGCUACCCUGUUAUGAUUAAAGCGUCUGCUGGUGGAGGUGGCAAAGGAAUGAGGAUUUCUUGGAAUGAAGAGGAAACCAGGGAAGGCUUUCGUUUUUCUUCUCAAGAAGCCGCAUCCAGUUUUGGAGAUGACCGUCUGCUGAUUGAAAAGUUCAUAGAUAACCCGCGGCAUAUUGAGAUUCAGGUGUUGGCAGACAAACAUGGCAAUGCUUUGUGGCUGAACGAGAGAGAGUGCUCCAUCCAGAGAAGAAACCAGAAAGUGGUGGAGGAGGCACCCAGCACCUUUCUGGACCCAGAUACUCGGAGAAAGAUGGGAGAGCAGGCUGUGUUGCUGGCUAAAGCAGUGAAAUACUCCUCAGCGGGCACUGUGGAGUUUCUUGUUGACUCCAAGAAGAAUUUUUACUUUUUAGAAAUGAACACCCGUUUGCAGGUAGAACACCCCAUCACAGAAUGUAUUACCGGGCUGGAUCUGGUGCACCAGAUGAUUCGCAUCGCAAAGGGUUACAAACUCCAGCACAAACAAUCUGAUAUAGGCAUAAAUGGCUGGGCCAUCGAGAGCAGAGUCUAUGCAGAGGAUCCAUACAAGUCAUUUGGUCUUCCCUCCAUCGGCCGACUUUCUCAGUAUCAGGAGCCACUGAGCUUUGCUGAUGUUCGUGUGGACAGUGGAAUUCAGGAAGGAAGUGACGUCAGCAUUUAUUAUGAUCCCAUAAUUUCUAAGCUGGUCACAUAUGGUAGCACACGAGCAGAAGCUCUGAAGAAAAUGGAGAACGCACUUGAUAAUUACGUCAUUAGAGGUGUAGCUCAUAACAUUCCUCUUCUGAGAGCGAUCAUCGUUCACCCUCGGUUUGUGUCUGGUGACAUAAAUACUAAGUUUCUCCAGGAGGUAUAUCCUGAUGGAUUUAAAGGUCAUGUAUUAACAGCAGGAGGAAGAUAUGACCUGCUGGCUACUGCUGCUGCACUUUAUGUAGCAGCACAACUCCGCUCACAAAAGUUCUUAGGCAAUCUACGGGUGUCCAGUGUUCCUCCAGAGACCAGAUGUUGGGAGUUGCUUGUGGAGCUUGAAAAAGGUGUUUACAUGCUUAGUGUGACUCACUCUGGACAAAACUACACCGUAGAGGUAGAUGGAGAGAAGGUUGUUGUGUCCGGAGAAUGGGAUUUGGCCUCACCACUGCUGCCCAUCACCAUCAAUGGAAAAUACAGGACUUACCAGUGUCUUCAGCGGUCAGCGUCUGGGGAGAUUACCCUGCAGUAUCUGGGCACUUCAUUUAAAUUGCGUGUGCUGAGUAAACUGGCAGCAUCACUCAGUAAGCACAUGCCAGAGAAAAUUCCAGAAGACACCAGUAGCAUCCUUCGCUCUCCCAUGCCAGGAUCUGUGGUGGCUGUUUCUGUUAAACCAGGGGAUUGGGUUUCAGAGGGGCAGGAGAUCUGUGUGAUUGAAGCCAUGAAGAUGCAGAAUAGCAUGACUGUGGCUAAAACUGCCAAGGUAAAAAGUGUGCAUUGUAAAGCAGGAGAUACAGUAGGAGAGGGAGAUCUACUUGUGGAACUGGAGUAAACCAACGUGUCAAAACAUCUUGCUUGUGAAUUAUAAGAAGAUCCUCUUAUUUGUGUCAUUAUUUCUUAUUGUUUUCAACACAUAUUCGUUUAAUUUUCUUGAGAUUUUGCAAGACUUCAUAAGAAAUAUAUAAAAACGCAAUCUCUUAAAAGAAGCGCCUUUGCCCUGAUUAUUGACUUUUUUUUACAAAAUAUGGAACAAAACAUAAUUUGACAAUAAGAAUAAGACAAAA
Triplophysa rosa is the source of this 2305-nucleotide messenger RNA. It is a transcript of the gene pcca, whose product is annotated as propionyl-CoA carboxylase subunit alpha. Bases 1 to 2073 code for a protein of 690 amino acids. The record is from RefSeq and is a predicted model, not a curated record. Gene Ontology annotation, cellular component: mitochondrion. The transcript is spliced from 21 exons. Gene Ontology annotation, molecular function: ATP binding; metal ion binding; propionyl-CoA carboxylase activity. NCBI's taxonomy places the organism in Eukaryota, Metazoa, Chordata, Actinopteri, Cypriniformes, Nemacheilidae.